AUGAAUGCGUGCAAAAUGAUGAUGAUGAUAAUGAUGUGGCGUCGCACGUGCCUUGUUAGUCCGGCCGUGGGAGUUGGCGUCCACCGACUCUCUUUUUUAUCCAUCCCGCAGUCAGCUAAAAGGUCCUACACGACAUCAAAUCAGAAAAAUGAGGAUCGUGUGAGCGAUGCAUCGACAGAGCCGCCCGUGACCUCUUCACCUUCCGCGUCAGUGGAUAACGAAUCUGCACCUGCAGCUUCCUUCGAGACGUCCACAAAGGAAUCCAGCACUUCUAUUAAGAAGGGCGAAGUGCAGACGGAUGUUGAGCCUCUGCGAUGGGUGCAGGACUCGCGUGACGACCCGCUGACGGAGCCUAUUUUUGAUGAGAAGGGGCAAUUUAUUGUUUCCCGCGUGCAGUGGCCGACAGGCGAGAUAGCGUACACGACGCCUCCACCGCCAGACGGCAAAUUAGCCCCUCGUUUUGGGUACAACAUUGUGCAGGUGAAGAAGGACGUGUCGUGGUGGAAGCACUACCAGAAGUAUCCUCGCUUUUCCAUUGCAUACGUCAAUAUACAUGUUCUCUUCCUAUUGGGGGCGGCAUGGCUAGCAGCGUUCCUCACAGACGAGUACCGCAAGACGAUGGAAGAGAUGCGCACACCAGGGGCGAUGGUGGGGGAGCAGCGUGGGCGUGGGUCUGUCAACCGGCAGUCGCAAAAAGUUGCGUUUACGCCCGGCGAGAUGACAGAGAUUAUUGGCCGGGCGCAGAACAACUGGUUGGACGCCAAGACCGAGGCGAACUACAUUGGCUCAAAGGAUUACAACAUGAAGAAAAUCCCGCGGCCGAAGGAGUUUUCCAUGGAAGACUUUCGCAAGCGGUAG
This is a messenger RNA of Trypanosoma cruzi, 858 nucleotides long. RefSeq lists its product as uncharacterized. NCBI's taxonomy places the organism in Eukaryota, Euglenozoa, Kinetoplastea, Trypanosomatida, Trypanosomatidae. The transcript has a single exon. The record is from RefSeq and is a predicted model, not a curated record. The coding region runs from base 1 to 858 and encodes 285 amino acids.